AUGAACGACGAGUUGGCAGCAGCCAGAUCAGUCAGGCGAGCAGAGCAGAGGUCUCGCGUCUCCUCCCUCCUUGAGCUGCAGGUUACAUCAGAGAGAGAUGCCAGCGUGCGAGCUUGCCUGGAUUCCGCGCCGAGUCCCAGGCAGCCCGCCCGCCUUUUCCUCGGGAUCAAAGACAAGCUCUGUACUUGUCAUAUUUUGAAAACAAUUGCCCUUGGUCAGAUGCUUUCCUUGUUUAUCUGUGGGACUGCUGUUACAAGCCAGUAUUUAGCAGAACAAUACAAUGUGAACACUCCAAUGCUACAAAGUUUUAUCAACUAUUGUUUGCUUCUUCUAGUUUACACGAUAAUGUUGGCAUUUAGGAGAGGCAGUGACAGCCUUUUGCAAAUUCUGAAAGGGAAGUGGUGGAAGUAUAUUCUGUUGUCACUAGUGGAUGUCGAAGCUAACUACACAAUUGUAAAAGCUUACCAAUACACAACCCUAACAAGUGUUCAGCUGCUGGACUGCUUUGGGAUCCCUGUGUUGAUGGCUCUAUCAUGGUUCAUUCUGCGUGCAAGAUACAGACUCAUCCAUUUUAUAGCUGUUGCUGUCUGUCUGUUGGGUGUGGGAACCAUGGUUGGUGCAGACAUAUUAGCUGGGCGACAGAACAGUGAAGGAAGUGACGUGGUGGUUGGCGAUGUCUUAGUUCUGCUGGGUGCAUCUUUGUAUGCCAUUUCUAAUGUGAGUGAGGAAUACAUUGUGAAAAAUCUGAGCAGAGUGGAGUUUCUAGGAAUGGUGGGCUUGUUUGGGACUAUUAUCAGCGGUCUACAGCUAGCCAUUCUGGAACAUAAGGACAUUGCUCAUAUUCAGUGGAACUGGAAAAUUGUGUUACUAUUUAUGGCUUUUGCCCUCUGUAUGUUUGGGCUGUACAGCUUCAUGCCAGUAGUGAUUAAAGUUACUAGUGCUACUUCUGUCAACUUGGGCAUUCUAACAGCUGAUCUCUACAGUCUUUUCUUUGGACUGUUCCUGUUUGGCUAUAAGUUUUCAGGUCUCUACCUCCUGUCCUUUGGUAUCAUUAUGGUGGGCUUCAUUUUGUACUGUUCUACCGCAACCCGAACUGCAGAAGCCACGACCAGUUUGCCACAACCAACCAGCAAUGAAGAUUAG
Pelodiscus sinensis (Chinese soft-shelled turtle) is the source of this 1143-nucleotide messenger RNA. The record is from RefSeq and is a predicted model, not a curated record. NCBI's taxonomy places the organism in Eukaryota, Metazoa, Chordata, Testudines, Trionychidae.